Molecule: messenger RNA, 2353 nt
Organism: Periophthalmus magnuspinnatus
Lineage: Eukaryota; Metazoa; Chordata; Actinopteri; Gobiiformes; Gobiidae
Product: serine/threonine-protein kinase Nek5-like
Exons: 24
Coding region: 2-2353 (783 amino acids)
Biological process (GO): protein phosphorylation
Molecular function (GO): ATP binding; protein kinase activity
Source: RefSeq, a predicted model, not a curated record
GAUGAACAGGUAUGAGGUCAUUGGGCAGAUUGGAGAGGGAGCGUUUGGAAAAGCCUUUUUGGCCCGGGACAAAGGAGGAGGUGACAGUGCCCAGUGUGUGGUCAAACAGAUCAAUCUCAGGAAGAUGUCAGCAAAAGAGAAGGAAGGGUCCCAAAAAGAGGUGACGCUGCUGUCCCAGAUGAAGCACACAAACAUAGUGGCAUUUAUCGACUCGUUUCAAGAGAAGGGCUCCUUGUUUAUAGUGAUGGAGUACUGUGACGGAGGAGAUCUGAUGAAGAAAAUUCACACGCAGAGAGGAGUGUCCUUCAGCGAGGAGCAGAUUUUAGACUGGUUCGUUCAGAUCUGCCUUGGCCUCAAACACAUUCAUGACAAGAAGAUACUACACCGAGACAUCAAGACUCAGAACAUCUUCCUGACCAGCGGAGGCAGCAAAGUGAAGCUCGGAGACUUCGGCGUUGCACGAAUGUUGAAUAACACCACAGAGCUGGCUCGUACCUGUGUGGGGACGCCUUAUUACCUGUCCCCUGAAAUCUGUGAGAAUCGACCCUACAACAACAAGACAGAUAUCUGGUCUCUGGGCUGUGUCCUGUAUGAGCUGUGCACACUCAGACAUCCGUUUGAAGGCAGCAGUCUGAGGCAGCUGGUCAAUAAGAUCUGCAGGGGGCGCUACAUCCCGGUGCCUGCUCGAUACUCCUACGAGCUGCGCCUCCUCGUCACUCAACUUUUUAAGGUGAGUCCCCGGGAUCGUCCCUCCGUCAGCUCUGUCCUCAAACGGACACUUCUACAGAAACAUCUGAGCCGACAUCUGGAAGAACAGGACAAAUCAAGUCACACAGUCCCAGCCCCAAACAGAGCGCCACCUUCAGUCCGACCUGCUCAAAUACAAGAGAAAGUGCAAAGUCCCAGAGCUGAAGAGAAAAUGAAGAAACACGACUGGAAGAUCCAUCAGAGAGUUUACACACGUCUACAGCACAGACCUCUUCAUCACAGACUGGCCCAAGCAGCUGAUCUCCGUCAUGUGGACUUUGUACCUCAAGAGAAACCAAGAGCGGAGCAGCCAUCGGGGGCGCCGUAUCUCCACUAUCACGCCCAGCUCGACGCCUUUCAGCUCCGACACAGAGAGGAGCCACCGCCCGAGCCGUACCAACUAGUGGCUGCGGCUCGAAAUGAAUAUUUACAAAGGAGACGAGAAGCAAACCAGUACAAGGUUCGAGCGGAGAAGCAGCUGGGUCUACGUCCAUCCACGGCAGAGCGCCCCCACAGGCCCGGAGGUCACAUGAACGCAAUGGGACCAAACCAACACACACCACAUGACAAGAAACACGACGGACGACAGGAGUAUUUGCGUGAACUGGAGCUGAUCCGGCUGCAGUAUCAUCAGGACGUGAAGGAGAUGAAGCAGAGAGCGGAGGUUCAGCAUCAGAACAAACGUGAGACGUUUGUGGUGGAGAAACCUCAGAGAGAAGCAGCAGCCUGUGAACAGCCACGAGCCUCAAACCAGGACGUUGAGGCGGCGCUGAGGCAGAUUGGACAGGAGCCCAGAGAGUCCAAAAGAGAGAAAAGGCAAAAGGGGAAGAGAGGAAUCAUGUUUGAGAUCAGACUGAACGAACUGCAAGAAGAAACGAAAGAUGAAGAUGUGAAAACAGCUGGAAGACAGAAAGAGGACGUGGACCCUCUGAACCAGACGCUGAACUUUGAGGAUGGAGAACAGCUGCAGCUCUGUGAUUGGCUGGAGCAGAGAAGGGGGUGGAGUCAGAGGGUUCCUGAAACCUUAUUGGAGGCUUUGGGAAACAGGGACGUGAUGACUGCCACCGCCUGCACUGUCCAAACUGAGCCAGGUGAAGAUGGUGCGGUGCGUCGGCAGUGGACAGAGGGAGCUCAGAGCGCGCUCCUCGAGGCUCUGGACCAGGCUGAGCUUCAACACGCCACCCUGAGCUCUGUCACUGCAGAGAGAGUGAACCUGGACUCUGUGGAGGAGGCUCAUGGAACCAUCAGAGACGCUGUAAAACGCCAAAACCCCUGCACUGUGGUCCAGGAGGAAGAGGAGGACAAGGAGAGAGAGGAGGAAGAGGAGGACUCGGACGUGGAGAGUGACGAAGAACGACUGGAGCCUCGAUCGGACGAUGACGACACUAACUUUGAAGAGUCGGAGGAUGAGCUGAGGGAGGCUGUGGCCGACUCCAUGGUGAACCUGCUCGUCCUGGACCAGGCCCCGCUGCAUGAUGGGAACCAGGAAGUGAGCUCCACGGACCCGCCACAGAUCAGGCAGGACGGGGACUCCACUGACACCACGGGAGGAGGAGGAGGAGGAGGUGAAAACCAGGAGAACAAAGCCACGAGUAAGGACAACUGA